AUACUGCUUGACAGUCUUGACAGAUCCUGAUAUAGGCUGCUCAUUAGCAAAUUAGACUGUUCGCCGCAAUUAAAUUACAACGCGCAAAAGAGCGAAUCAGUAGUGAGGGCUUGUUUUUGCUUUCCAGUGGCGGAUUUCUUGAUGCCUCCCAAGAAAUCGCGCGCGAGAGUGAGGAAAUACCCGUGCUCUUAUCUGAAUUAUGACAUUAAGUUUUUCGUCCUUUUCCAUCAAAGACAUCCUCACCGGACUCGAUGCCAACGGCAAGCCGGGAACCGCGGGGGAGUUCUGCGAAACAAAGGCGAACAACACGCGCACCGGCUAUGGUGGCAGGGAUGGCAACCAGGUCUACCCGGAGACACUUCCCACACAUCCCCGCGUUAUAAGCGCCCAAUCGGAGGUUUCUACAGAGGAGGACACAGGAGAAGAGUCAGAGCUCAUAGAAGUCGCUGCAGAUGACCAGGAGCAGUGUGAGGAGCAGGGCGAACAGCAGAAAAGACUGCAGUGCGAGAGUGCAGAGGAGGAGGGAUGUAACCGCGGCGGGGAGACCUCCAGCUGUUCGCCGGACGCGCAGCAGUGCAGGCCCGGUGCAAAGAAGCGCACCAGGUCGGCCUUCUCUCACGCUCAAGUCCACGAGCUGGAGCGCCGUUUUAGCAAUCAAAGGUACCUUUCUGGUGCCGAACGGGCCGAUCUGGCAGGAGCCUUGAAGCUUACAGAGACCCAGGUGAAAAUCUGGUUCCAGAACCGGAGAUAUAAAACCAAACGUCGCCAGAUGGCGACCGAAAUGGUCGUAUGCAGCUCCCCAAAGAAAGUGGCUGUAAAAGUUCUGGUGCGGGACGAUCAAAAGCAAUACCACCAAGGGAUUGGAGUACAUAUCCCCAUGACUGUGCCACUGUACCGGGGCUAUCAGUACUACCCGUACCUGCACUACUACUACCACCAACCCUGGAACAUGGACAUGUUUUGUGGAGGGAUGCUUUGAGGCUCCGAAGCAAAGAAGCAGAACUGUUUUCAACAAGUGUCGCCUCAAAUGCAAGCGUUCUGCUCUUUAGGAGGUUUCUGCUGACUCGAUGGAUUUUACGAUGUAAUUGGACAUUUUAUACAGAAAAUCCUCCAUUUUUAAAUCGGAAUAAGUAAUGUAGUUUAAUAUUUUGUCAGUUUCAUAUUGUGUAACUAUUUGCAAGUUAGAAAAAAAUUUUUUUAAAGGGAAAUACUACUGAUUUCUUCAAACCUCUUAUGUGACAGGUAUAUCUUUG
Messenger RNA from Pundamilia nyererei, 1253 nucleotides. It is a transcript of the gene nkx3.3, whose product is annotated as NK3 homeobox 3. Gene Ontology annotation, cellular component: nucleus. The coding region runs from base 200 to 979 and encodes 259 amino acids. The transcript has 2 exons. Gene Ontology annotation, molecular function: RNA polymerase II cis-regulatory region sequence-specific DNA binding; DNA-binding transcription factor activity, RNA polymerase II-specific. Gene Ontology annotation, biological process: regulation of transcription by RNA polymerase II; cell differentiation. Lineage: Eukaryota; Metazoa; Chordata; Actinopteri; Cichliformes; Cichlidae. The record is from RefSeq and is a predicted model, not a curated record.